GUGGUGGCUUACGCCUGUAAUCCCAGCACUUAGGGAGGCCGAGGCGGGCAGAUCACCUGAGGUCGGGAGCUCGAGACCAGCCUGACCAACAUGGAGAAACCCCGUCUCUACUAAAAAAUACAAAAUUAGCCGGGCAUGGUGGCACAUGCCUGUGAUCCCAGCUACUCGGGAGGCUGAGGCAGGAGAAUCGCUUGAACCCGGGAGGCGGAGGUUGCAGUGAGCCGAGAUCGCGCCAUUGCACUCCAGCCUGGACAACAAGAGCGAAACUCCGUCUCAAAUAAAAGAAAAAAAAGGGGGGGAGAGAUUAAGAACCACUCUACCCUUCAUGUCCAUUUGGGCGCUAUUUAUAUACAAACCUUUUCCGCGUGGGAAGGCAGGGAGGGAUAGAGGGAGAAGCCAGUAGCUUGGCGGUCUACUGAGAACGACCCCAGCUUUAGGCUUACAGACAUCAAAAGUAAUCACUCUUCUAUAUGAGAAAAGACAACACGCUCAUUAAUUUUUUAAAACGUAGUUACUUAAAAAGAUUGGGAGAUUUUCUAUUCCUCUAUCAAUGGGGAUUUCCAGGCACGUGCCCCACCCAAGGCCCACGCCCAGAGCGCCCGAGUGGCAGGACAACGCCCGCUGACAUCUUCCCGUCCCGACGGCACAGGAUACUCCGAGCUCCGCCUUUUAGAUUGCACCGAGAGAAGCCAGCUACAGCUUUGAGUCCAGGCCGGGUUUUCAAGCAUCAAGACGGAAGUAACAGCGGAAAGGAAGUUCCAAGGCCCGCGCUGGGAAAAAGGUGGGGGGGACCAGGGGAAGACUCGGAGUGCGAUGGCGGCGCAAAUUCCAAUUGUGGCCACCACUUCCACUCCCGGAAUAGUCCGGAACAGCAAGAAGAGGCCGGCCAGCCCUUCCCACAAUGGCAGCAGCGGCGGGGGCUAUGGCGCCAGUAAGAAGAAAAAAGCGUCCGCUUCCAGCUUUGCGCAGGGUAUCAGCAUGGAAGCCAUGAGUGAGAAUAAAAUGGUGCCCUCUGAGUUUAGCACAGGACCUGUGGAAAAAGCUGCCAAACCUUUGCCAUUUAAGGAUCCCAACUUUGUGCACUCUGGCCACGGUGGCGCAGUAGCUGGCAAGAAGAACAGAACCUGGAAGAACCUGAAACAAAUCCUCGCUUCUGAAAGGGCAUUGCCGUGGCAACUGAACGAUCCUAACUACUUCAGUAUUGAUGCUCCUCCAUCCUUUAAGCCAGCUAAGAAGUAUUCUGAUGUUUCAGGUCUGCUUGCCAACUACACAGACCCCCAGAGCAAACUGCGGUUCAGCACCAUUGAAGAGUUUUCCUACAUUCGGAGGCUGCCCUCUGACGUCGUCACCGGCUACCUGGCCCUGAGGAAGGCCACGAGCAUCGUUCCCUGAGCCCCAGAAAGGGAGAUGAAGUGGAAAGCUGUUUCAAAAACAGACUCUGGACUCAUGAUUUUGUUUCACGGAAACAAACUCGUUCUGCUGUCAAUCUGAAAUUGCCAGUGCUGUGCCUUGGAAAGAAUGUUUGGCUUUAAUUUAAGGGUUUUUUUUUUUUUUUAGUGUGUGUUUUCCCUCCAAGUGUGAUAUUUCCUGCUGAAUUAAAUUAUACUUCAGUUGUUGCCUCAAGUAAAGGUGUUUGACAAGAAGAUACAAUAAAACCAUACUUUUCAUUUA
Pan troglodytes (chimpanzee) is the source of this 1671-nucleotide messenger RNA. It is a transcript of the gene INO80C, whose product is annotated as INO80 complex subunit C. Gene Ontology annotation, biological process: chromatin remodeling. NCBI's taxonomy places the organism in Eukaryota, Metazoa, Chordata, Mammalia, Primates, Hominidae. The record is from RefSeq and is a predicted model, not a curated record. The transcript has 5 exons. The coding region runs from base 814 to 1392 and encodes 192 amino acids. Gene Ontology annotation, cellular component: Ino80 complex.